AUGAAGACUUUCGCUGCCACACUCGCUAUUGCGUCCAUCGUCGCCCGCGUCACUGCCCAGUCCAGUGCAGCAGCCGCGCUCGCAAACUUGCCAACUUGCGUUCAGUCGUGCUACCUGUCCGGUCUCUCCCAGACGACCUGCCAGAGCACAGACAUCGCAUGUCUCUGCAAGGAUAUGACCUUUUCGUCCGGUCUGGCUACUUGCUUCGCGUCUAGCUGUGAUGCUACCGAUGCCGCCGCGGGUGCUUCUUUCGGUGUCCAAUCGUGCGCUUCUGUCGGCAUCACCGUCACCACUAGCGCAGCUGCCGGUGCCGCCGCCGCAACAGGCACGGCAGCAUCCGCCGCUUCGUCUGCAGCCUCUUCGGCUUCCUCAGCAGCAAGCUCGCUCGUCUCGAGCAUCUCCUCCAGCUCUUCGUCCUCUUCAUCUGCCAUGAUGAGCGCUGCCAGCUCGGCCUCAACCGCCGCCGCUACCUCUGCCACCUCGGCUGCUUCGGCGGCCUCGUCUCCCUCGGCAGCCUCUUCUUCAAGCACCAGCGGAGCCAACAGCCUCACUGCUGCAGUCGGCUCGAUCUUCAUGGCCGCCUUUGCCGUCGUUGCUCUGUAA
Mixia osmundae IAM 14324 is the source of this 603-nucleotide messenger RNA. RefSeq lists its product as uncharacterized. The coding region runs from base 1 to 603 and encodes 200 amino acids. The record is from RefSeq and is a predicted model, not a curated record. NCBI's taxonomy places the organism in Eukaryota, Fungi, Basidiomycota, Mixiomycetes, Mixiales, Mixiaceae. The transcript has 3 exons.